Messenger RNA from Ichthyophthirius multifiliis, 582 nucleotides. RefSeq lists its product as hypothetical. The transcript has a single exon. NCBI's taxonomy places the organism in Eukaryota, Ciliophora, Oligohymenophorea, Hymenostomatida. The record is from RefSeq and is a predicted model, not a curated record.
AUGAGAGUCUAUACAAACAGAGACUAAGUUGAAGUAUUCCAUCUUACAGUUGAAAAGUAAAUUACUGAAGGAUGUGAUAAAGGUUAGGAAUGUAUUAUUGUUGCCAACUUAGAUACUGAAGGAAGAACUUGUUCUGAUUAAACAUGUACUUCUUACUUAGCUUAAGGAACUGUUCCAGUCUAUACUGUUGGUAACCAUAUGUAUGUUAGAAUUUUAUUCAAGGACAACUCGUAUACCAAAUAUUUACAUGUUGUAACUGUUAAAUUCAUUGAUGAUGCUGGUAUCUACAAUUAUGUUAGAAAUAUUUAAUGGUGGACUCUUAGAUAAGGAUUAGGAUCAACCGAUGUAGAUAUUUUGCUGUUCUAACCUCAUGUUAAUGCCUUAGUUGAAGUCUCUUUAAAAAUAGCUCUUUCUUAAGAUGCAUUAAGAAAUUUGGCUGAAAAAAAUGAAAUUGAUGAAGUUAAAUAAAACUUCCAUGUAUAAGUUUAAAGCAAACCUAAAAAAACCGAAACUGAAAAAGCUAACUUCUCAUCUUAAUUAUUAUGUGGAUUAGCUUUAUCUGCCUUAACUUUAAUAUUAUGA